GCUGGUUUGUGUCUGUUGCUUGUCUCCAGUGUGUCCUUGACUCUGUGGACAAGCAGGAGGUUAGCUAGAGAGCUACCACUGGAUUGGAAAGCUACAGGGAGCCGAAAGCGUAGCGCAAGGAGGAGCGUUUUUACUUUUUCAGUCCACGAAAAAAACAAAACGUCCCGUUCCUUGGAGAGUAAACUCUCGCCGAACUCGUGAUGGCUUUUUUGAUCAAGAGCAUGAUUGGGAACCCACUGUCAGGAAUAGGUCUUGGCGGCGGAGGUGACAAAGAGGAGGAGGCCACCCCGUCAGAUCCUGCAAAAGCGGCUGGGAUGACGCGCGAGGAGUAUGAAGAGUACCAAAAACAGUUGGUGGAGGAGAAGAUGGAGAGGGAUGCAGAUUUCUUACACAAAAAGGCAGAGCGUGCAACCCUCAGAGUGUGCCUCAGAGACAAAUACCGACUCCCAAAGAGCGAGCAGGACGAGAACAUGAUUGAGAUGGCCGGGGACGACGUGGACGUGCCCGAGGAGCUGCUCAAGAUGGUGGAUGAGGACGCUACGGAGGAGGAGGGCAAGGACUCCCUUAUGGGCCAGAUUCAAAACUUGCAGAACAUGGACAUGGACCAGCUGAAGGAAAAAGCCUCUGCCACGGUCACCGAGCUGAAGAGCAAAGCAGAGGAGAAGUGCUCUGUCAUGUGAAUCGCCGAGGGUGAUGAAUGUGUGUCUGAAGAAGGCUGGGAGAGCAGAGGGGGAUUACUGGGAUGAUAAUUUAACAACUUGCUUGACCAUGUCAAGAAUCUGAGGUUCUACAUAUUUUUUUUAAUUAUAGCCCUUUCUCCUGUUAUAUUAUGUCACAGAAAAUGAUCUAAGCCAUGACCAGAAAUUAUAUUAAAAUUGCCAGUUUGCAUUUACAGAAAAAUCUGCAGUAAAUGGUUUAAUUUUGUAGUUUUUUUUUUACUCACAAAUUUACAGUACGUCAUAUUACGUCAAGGGUGCCCCAUCCUUCCGCUCUUAUUGUUCGGUGUUGUCAUAAAAUGAGACAGGGUAGUCUCUAAAUGUGUGUGUGUGUGUGUUUCGUUCUGUCAAAAUAUUCAAAGUAAUCCAAGGUGUGCUGAUAGAAAACCAGUCCUUCCUGAAUACUGCAAUUUUCCUCUUGGUUUUAUUGUUUUGUUUUGUUUGUUUUUUUCUUUUUUUUCCUCACUUUUUUUUUUUUUUUGCUUGUGUCCGGUGUAGAAAUGUUUUAAAAUAUUUAGUCGCUAUGUCUGGUUUAACGAUCUCAACUGGAAUAAACACUUUGCUGAAGCAUUUGCAGAUUUGCACAAACUUGUGGUAUAAAUACGUAAAUGGUAAAAGACGACAGACGUGUGUGUUUCUUUGAAAUGCCUGAAGGCACCGCAUUGUGAGAAGACAAAUUGUGGUUUAAAUAAAAAUGUAUAUCAAAUGCA
Messenger RNA from Fundulus heteroclitus (mummichog), 1426 nucleotides. RefSeq names its product complexin 4a (gene cplx4a). Gene Ontology annotation, biological process: regulation of neurotransmitter secretion; synaptic vesicle exocytosis; neurotransmitter transport. NCBI's taxonomy places the organism in Eukaryota, Metazoa, Chordata, Actinopteri, Cyprinodontiformes, Fundulidae. Gene Ontology annotation, molecular function: syntaxin binding. The transcript is spliced from 3 exons. The record is from RefSeq and is a predicted model, not a curated record. The coding region runs from base 201 to 680 and encodes 159 amino acids. Gene Ontology annotation, cellular component: terminal bouton; SNARE complex.